Molecule: messenger RNA, 2696 nt
Organism: Oncorhynchus mykiss (rainbow trout)
Lineage: Eukaryota; Metazoa; Chordata; Actinopteri; Salmoniformes; Salmonidae
Gene: slc35h1
Product: solute carrier family 35 member H1
Source: RefSeq, a predicted model, not a curated record
CAGCCAUCCGACCGGGUAGGCAGAGUGAUCCAUUGCAUUGGACCAAGGUCUACAUUUCACCAAGCACCGACGCGCGUCGGGGAAGCAAAAUCAAGUGCAUCGCUUGUCUGGCUGUGCUCAGUCCACGUAGAGCCUGCGGGUUGUACUGAUGAAUCGAUGCCAUGGCCCGUGUGUAGAGUGGACUAACUGGCAACAACAAAGUAACGUUACUGUAAUUUGGAAGCUUUCAGCACAUUGUUCCUGUUUGAAGACGGUGCCUCUGCAGUAGUUCCUGUGGGGAAGGGUGAAGCAGCACCAUGGCUUGCCCUGUCCAGUUCCUAUGCCGGGCUGUCCGCACUGUGGGCCUGGUCCUCGUUUACUAUGUCUUCUCCAUCGGCAUCACCUUUUAUAACAAGUGGCUGAUGAAGGGCUUCCACUACCCACUGUUCAUGACGCUGCUCCACCUCACCAUAAUAUUCUGUCUCUCUACCCUGACCCGCUCGGCCAUGCAAUGCUGGACAGGGAAGCCUCGGGUCAUGUUGAACUGGACAGACUACCUCACAAAGGUUGCCCCAGUCGCCAUUGCAACAGCGCUGGACAUUGGACUCUCCAAUUGGAGCUUCCUCUUCAUCACCAUCAGCUUGUACACAAUGACCAAGUCUUCUGCAGUGCUCUUCAUCCUCUUCUUCUCAUUGGUUUUUAAACUAGAGCAUCCGAACCCAUACCUGAUCGUGGUGGUCCUUCUGAUAGCCAGCGGCCUGUUCAUGUUCACCUUCAAGUCGACCCAGUUCAACCUGAAGGGCUUCAUCAUGGUACUGCUGGCAUCGUUCAUCGGCGGGAUCCGGUGGACCCUCACGCAGGUCCUGAUGCAGAAAGCAGAGCUGGGGCUCCAGAACCCAAUAGACACCAUGUACCAUCUACAGCCGCUCAUGUUCAUGGGCCUCUUCCCGCUCUUCCUCUUCAACGAAGGGCUGAGCCUAAGUACCUCAGAGAAGCUGUUCCGUGUGAAUGAGCUCUCUCCCCUGCUCUACACUCUGGUCAUGCUGAGUAUAGGCGGAUCACUGGCCUUUGGCCUGGGCUUCUCUGAGUUCCUGCUAGUCUCAAAGACCUCCAGUCUCACUUUAUCCAUAGCAGGGAUCUUUAAGGAGGCGUGUACUCUGCUGCUGGCAGCAGGCCUGAUGGGGGACAGGAUGAGUGGACUCAACUUGAUGGGUUUCGCUGUCUGUGUUUCUGGCAUCUCCCUGCAUGUGGGGCUGAAGACCUACUAUUCCAAAAGUAAAAUUCACUCGUUGAGACAGCUGCCUGUUAAAAACAGCCAAGACCUGGAAGUACCACUAUUAUGUCAUAAGGAAGAUGAGGGGGAGGAGACAGCUGCUGAUGAUGAUGAUGAUGAUGAUGAUAAAGAGCAGGAGAUUCUACUCUGAAUCAAACAAGAUGGCUGACUCACUGUCUUGUUCCAGAGAGGCAAAGAGAAGGGAUCACUGCCUCCACCUCCCUUUCCAACCAAAGUGCAGGAGUUGAGGAGCAAACUGAGGUUGAGAGGAGAUUCUGGAACACUUGGAGGACAAAUGGAAUUAAAUAAAAAAGUGUAUUUAUUGCAACGUGUUUUGGCUUUUGGCCUUCUUCAGAGAGGCCACAGAGGAACAGAAAGGAAGGCUUCCAACCCUCCUCUACAGACAACAUUCUCUUCAGCAUUUGUCCAAAAUCGCUGAGCAUUACCGACAGUUACACGGACGGACACCCUAAACUUUAUCAAAUGCAUUUACUGUUGCCUUUUCAGGGCCUUCAGUGAUGUGAAAUAAAAGUGUUUACCUUAUAAUGUGAAAUGACCAAACCAUAUGUGCCAUUAUAAUGAUAAAUGUUUCUAGAAAUGGGGGACCACUUGCCUAAACAUCAAUGUUACCAUGGUUACUCCAUGAUUGUCAGUCUGACCAAAGUCGCCCUAAAAAAAUAAACAAUAUUCUCUAUAAGCCAAAAUGUUGAAUAAAAUUAUAUUUACACAUACUUUACUGCUUGUACGUGCUGUUGGUCCUUCUAGCGGUAGGUGGAGAUAGGGUAUCCACAGCAAAGUGUUGUUUACCUGACUUUUUGCGGUGCCAGUAGGUUCUGUCGCUUGUAUUUUCAAUCUCUUGACUCACUGCACGUGCUGCACAAUAUGUAAACAAUAGCUGUUUGCCGUUCGGUGUGUGGUUUGGCUCGGCCAUAUUGGGCAAGUGUUCGUCACGUGCGAAUUGCAUCAGUAUUGAAAAUUAAAACAGGAAAUACAAACUGAUAUACAGACCACUGUACUAAAGGCCGUGUUGAUAAUACUUCCCUGUGGAUAUUUUGUAUUCAAUUACGUCCGACAUAGGGACAAAAUUUUCUGAAAUGCUAACCCUCCAUGUUAGAGACGAGUGUGUAAAUAUUUCAUUUUAGUAAUGUAGCAGACACUCUUAUCCAUAGCGACUUACAGUUGAGAGCACACAUUUGUCAUUACCUUUUCAUACUGGUCCCCCGUGGGAAUUGAACCCUCAACCCUGUUGUUGCAAGUGCCAUGCUUUACCAACUGAGCUACACAUGACUCCACAUUGUCAAAUGCUAAUUAAAUUUGAUUAUUUGAGUUAAAGCAAUUUCUAAACAAUUAGGUUGUCAUUUGUUUAUAUUGAAUUGGUUAAGCACAGAGCUUUUGUUGCUGCUACUAUGUACUGUAUGUUCUUAAAUAAAACAUUUGCACAAUU